Molecule: messenger RNA, 410 nt
Organism: Mucor mucedo
Lineage: Eukaryota; Fungi; Mucoromycota; Mucoromycetes; Mucorales; Mucoraceae
Product: linker histone H1 and H5 family-domain-containing protein
Exons: 3
Coding region: 72-338 (88 amino acids)
Biological process (GO): negative regulation of DNA recombination; nucleosome assembly; chromosome condensation
Cellular component (GO): nucleosome; nucleus
Molecular function (GO): double-stranded DNA binding; nucleosomal DNA binding; structural constituent of chromatin
Source: RefSeq, a predicted model, not a curated record
UUUUUUUUUUCUUUUUUUUUUUUCUCUCUCAUCUUUUAAAAAAAACUUUUUUUUUAUAUACAUUCAUAAAUAUGGUCGCUGCCACUGUUAAGAAAACCACCACUCCCGCCAAGAAAGCCGAACACCCUACCUAUGAGGCCAUGAUCAAGGCUGCUAUCCUCUCUUUAAAGGAAAGAAAGGGUUCUUCCAGACCUGCCAUCAAAAAGUUCAUUUUGGCCAACUACAAGGUCACCGCCGGUGCCCAUUUCGAUACCCAAAUCUCUGCUGCCAUCAAGCGUGGUAGUGCCAAAAACCUCUUUGCUCUUCCCAAAGGUAAAUUAUUAAAUUCAGUUGGUUGACAUGUGUAGAAGGGGACACAGGGGAGAUAGAUGGAUGAAGACGUGUGUGUCUGUGUGUCUAGAGGGGGAAAU